Sinocyclocheilus grahami is the source of this 1008-nucleotide messenger RNA. Its product is annotated as zinc finger protein 706-like. Lineage: Eukaryota; Metazoa; Chordata; Actinopteri; Cypriniformes; Cyprinidae. The transcript has 2 exons. The record is from RefSeq and is a predicted model, not a curated record. Bases 7 to 273 code for a protein of 88 amino acids.
UGUAAUAUGUUGUUGACGUCAGUUUGUCUUCCAUCCAACAGCAUGGCUCGUGGACACCAGAAAAUCCAGUCUCAGCAGAAAAACGCCAAGAAGCAGGCAGAGAUCAAGAAAUCCAAAGGCCACGACCAGAAGACCGCGGCCAAAGCGGCGCUGGUGUUCACAUGUGCCGUCUGCAGGUCGCAAAUGCCAGAUCCCAAGACCUUCAAGCAGCAUUUUGAGAGCAAGCACCCCAAGAGCCCUCUUCCCCCAGAGCUGGAGGGCGUGGAGGCGUGAACGGCCCGGACACCAGAGGCUGAUGAUUGUAUAAGACAUCACAAUAAGAGUCCUGAUCUCAAAUUUUAUUCAGCAGGACACGAUCAGCGCUCUUACCUGAGUUUUAUACAUGCAUCUUCCCCUUCGUUGCAGACAUGAAUCCCGUGGAUCAAAGACUGAUGACGUUUAGCUUCCUUCUCUCAACACUGUUUCAGAGCACUUGCCUUGGCUACGAUCAGAUCAGUGUAUUACCUCAACCUGCGCUCACACGCUUUCUUUUCUCAUCUUACUUGUGUAAUUUAAUAGAUUGAGAGAGAGAAAUUAGAACACUACCAGUGAUCGUCAGUUGAUCAUCAGUAACAUAAAUGUGGUAGUUACGGACAUAUUUGUCUGCUUUUGCGUGGAAGAUAAGUCAUAGAUGAGUGCAAAUGGACAUGGAAGUGGUUUCCCACUAAUGACGUUUAGCCUGGGCAAAAACUUUUUACUAAUUUACUAAUAGUAAACUAAAAAUUUACUAAUUUUGCUUUCCACCGAUCAAUCUCUUUUAGUCCAAAACAAACUGGUUCUGUACACUGCGUUUCUGUAAAUCACUGGAUGUGCCCGAGGUUAUUGUAUUCUUAAUUUAAUGUUGCUGCAAAAGUUAUUUCUCUUUGGAAUGAUCUCAAAAAAAUAUUGCCUCAAUGUUUGAUAUUCCUGCUCAAGCCGCCUGGUUUCCACACCACUGUAAUAUAUCUCUUUAAUAAAAUUUUACUUUAA